AUGCCUCCUGUAGACCUCAAUGGAAAUACAUGUCCUCCGGGAGCUGCUGUGCAUGACAGCCAUAUUCAAGGUCUGUCCAGAAAGGUCAUACUGACCGACCUGAACUCCUCUCUACCCGCCGACUUCUACCACUCCCCGGCCAUCUAUCAACUGGAACGACGCUCGUUAUUCUCGAAGCGCUGGUUCCUCGUCUCCCAUAAGGCUCGACACCGCGAUGUCGGCGACUUCGUGCAAUAUGAGAUGGCCGGCUUCAAUUUCGUCGUGGUCAAGAACAAGGAAGGCAAUCUCGUUGGCUUCCACAACGUUUGCAGGCAUCGCGCCUUUCCCGUGGUCCAAGAGACGAGCGGCACAGCCAGAGUCUUGUCGUGCAAAUAUCACGGAUGGUCCUACGACUUGAACGGUAAAUUGACCAAAGCUCCACGCUUCACGCCUGAAUCCAUACCUGCAUUCGACCCAUCCACCAUUCAACUCUUCCCAAUCCACGUCCACAUCGAUGCCAACGGGUUCGUCUACGUCAAUCUUGACGCAAAUCCCGAGCCGGAAAUUUCCUGGCACGCCCAAUACGGCCAGCUUGACCGUCAAGAACGUCUGGUCAAUUCCGGUAUCGACUGGGACGCCGUCGAAUACGACUUCACAUGGACCAAGGACGGCACCUUCAACUGGAAAGUCAUGCAGGACAAUUACAACGAGUGCUACCACUGUCUCACCGCACACCCGGACGUCGCCAAAACCACCGACCUAGACACGUACUACGUCUCCCCCAGCCCAUCGUCACACGAAUACAUAGCACACUUCAACGAGCCCAAGGCUUCCAUCCUCGCCAACACUACCACCACCACCACCACCACCACCACCCAGUCUUCAAGCUUCGACGCCACACGCUUCGCAGGACGCUCACAGACGCACGUCUUCCCCGGCGGCCACUUCUCACCCAACCCGGGCACCGGUUUCAUGCAUCUGAUGCGCUCCGUACCGACCUCUGCAACGACAACGCGCCAGGAAUACGACGUGUACAGACUCAACACGCCACACGCGAGUCCCAGAGCGCACGAGCGCAUGACAAAUUUCUACCGGAAAGUCGUGGACGAGGACUUCGAGCUGUGCGAGAAAGUCCAGAAGAAUCUUGAGCGCGGAGUCUUCGAGACCGGACCAUUGCAUCCAUUUCACGAAGAAGGUGUGCAUGCUUUUCAGGGCAUGGUCCUAAGAGCGUUGAGGGAGCAAGCCCAAGCCGAGGAACAUGCUGGGGAGGAAAUCUGGGCGGCCAAGCCUAAGAACCAGAGCUUCGCGAAGACUGGUAUACCCCAGAAUACGGUCGACGAACAGAGCCAAGGCCGGAACGUGUGCGAGAUCAUGCUGGGCUGUCGGAAAUCGAGGCUGAGAGGCGUGGAAUGGUGAAGAGCUCCUGAGAGUUUGAAAGGGUCCCCGCAUAAAGAUCUUGAUCUUUCACUGA
Molecule: messenger RNA, 1450 nt
Organism: Exophiala xenobiotica
Lineage: Eukaryota; Fungi; Ascomycota; Eurotiomycetes; Chaetothyriales; Herpotrichiellaceae
Exons: 3
Coding region: 1-1395 (464 amino acids)
Molecular function (GO): 2 iron, 2 sulfur cluster binding; iron ion binding
Source: RefSeq, a predicted model, not a curated record